Lytechinus variegatus (green sea urchin) is the source of this 3482-nucleotide messenger RNA. Its product is annotated as beta-1,3-galactosyltransferase 5-like. The record is from RefSeq and is a predicted model, not a curated record. Gene Ontology annotation, molecular function: hexosyltransferase activity. The transcript has a single exon. The coding region runs from base 237 to 1313 and encodes 358 amino acids. Gene Ontology annotation, cellular component: membrane. NCBI's taxonomy places the organism in Eukaryota, Metazoa, Echinodermata, Echinoidea, Temnopleuroida, Toxopneustidae.
GUAUAGCUGUUACGAAAGAGGGUGAGGUGAUUAAAGGAGAAGCGUCGACUUCAUCCAUUCAGAUUGGAUUUAAGUAACGAACCGACAUUUCAAUGCUUUGCUGUGGUGAUCGGCAGUCUGACGGCAGAUAUCGAUUUCCUGGAUGGUGAUGGAGUUGGAGAAGUUAACGUGGUAGACGACUGGCAUUAGAAUAUCACAUUGAAAUAUUGGCAGGUUAACGUUGGCAUCUUUUUACCAUGCGCUUAAGAAUCAGACGUCUUUUUUGCGGACUCGUGGCAGUUACUGCUUCACUUAUAAUUUUGUAUCUAAGGAACUCAUCAUUUCUAAGUUAUUGUGAAAGAGAUCCACAACGGACUUACAGCCCUGACAUUACAAAUCACCAAUUACACAAUUGCUCGUGUUAUAUGGGUUACAUCGGAAAACAUGGAAUACCAGGAAUACCAACAAGAAACGCCAGUACCUUGAAUUAUUUUCAAGAACCGAUAGACAAACAUCACUUCAACUAUACCCAUAAUCCAAAGAAGAUGUGUUUUCACAAGAAUGGCACUAAAAUGGAAGUCUUUCUUGUAUUUUUUGUCUUAUCAGCACCAAGCAAUUUUGAGCAACGUGAUGCCAUCCGGAGGUCCUUCGGUAAGAGAGAUACAUGGCCAAGCACUGGCGGUGGGCAAGUCGUGACGGUAUUUUUGCUGGCUUUCACCAGCAAACCAGAGCUGCAGGAAAAUAUCGACACAGAGUCCACUAACCAUGGGGACAUCGUACAAGAAACCUUUGUUGAUUCGUACCUGAACCUGACGCGUAAGACAAUCAUGGGACUGAAAUGGGUCAAGAACCACUGCAGACACGCAAAGUUCGUCAUGAAGAUUGAUGAUGACACUUCAGUCAUUCAACCACGCCUUCUCACGAUCAUACGCAAUGCAAACCACACUAAUUUUACAUUGGGGCACAUCUUCAAGGAACCGGUUGUGAUGCGUGACAAAAAGAACAAAUUCUUCUUGUCCAAAGAAUACUAUCCCGAUGAUCACUUUCCUCCCUACCCCGUUGGCCAUGGGUAUGUCAUGACAACUGACGUGGUCGAAGCCGCUUUCAACGUCGCUGUCACUAUUCCAUUAUUCCCUUGGGAGGAUGUCUUCUUCGGUUUGUGCCUUCGAAAGCUCAAUUUAAAGCUACAUCAUGAAAAAGGUUUUUUCUUCUGGGGUAAUUAUACUAAACUCCUGACUGGCAAUGUGAAAAAGAUAUCAAACAAAUACGUUAUAGCAACAGAUAUCCCUCCAAAGGACAUGGUUCGUUUCUACCAAAGAUUCGUAAGAGCGUGAUGAAAAGUUAUAAAGUCAUAACAUCUUGCGUGAAGUUUUUUUAUCUUGUGAAUUCGUUGCACCGUCUUGGCAUAGAGAAUUUAUAAUCUUUACAAACUCCGAUGGUUCUGAUAAGAGCACAGAUGCCCUAUGUCAAGAUCUGAGCAUGCCACUGCGUUUGUAAAAUGAAACCAUAUAUUGGAAAGAUCGUUCAAACAGGAGACAAUCCCUGGCUUAAACAUCCUUACCCACUGAACGCUUACUUCCAAGUAUAACCCAUGGGAAAUGAGUAUUUAAAAAACCUAGCUUAAAUCUUAGAAGCCAAGUGACCAGAAAACCAUUCCAGCUCAUCUAACAAAGUUUUUGCACCAUGAACUCAGUUUACAAUAAUUGUGCAACACCUAUUAUAUCUUAUCUGACCAUUUAGGCCCAGGACAAUACUGUCCAUAACAUGGGUGUCGAUUUGUGUUGUGAAUAUAUUGUUCAAGGUGGAAUGAUCUAUUGUAUCACCCCCCACUUGAAUAGUAUGACGUCAAGGAUCGACACCAGUGGACUACAUAAAAAUGUAAUGGUGUAAAUGGUAAUUCCAAUAUUACCAAGCAAAGAAAUAAGCGGUUGUUGUGAAGUAAAUCGUAUUGCUUCAGAACGUUUAAUGAUAAAUGAACAUCCGUUACCCUCAGGUAGUCAUUCUUUCCUUGUUGUAGGCUAGUUCCUAUAUGCAUUUUCACUCAGCGACGCACGGAUGAUUCAAGACCAGAGUAAAUGUAUUGCCCGACAUGACAAAGAGCAACAAAGAGGUCUUUGUCGAAUAAAAAUAGCAGUUCGGUCUUUGACUCUGGACAAAUGACAUAUUUGCAAUUUUGGCGUCAGCACUGAAACAAAUUAAAAAGAAAAAAUGCUGUUCUGCUUCACAAAUUUUCGACAAAGACUUCUUCAUUGUACUUUGUCCUUCGAUUUGCAUUUGAAAUUACUUUAAUUCUAUUUUCAAAUCAUCCACACGUCGCUGAGAACUCCCUACUUCCCUAUUCUACGGAGGAGCAUAAGAUUGAAAGACAGAGCACUGGCCCCUGUACACCAAAGGUGCAGGUUUGAGACUGCUAAUCUUGUUUCCCCGUCAUACCCGACAGAAACCAGCACAGCAAUCCAUUUUUGGACACAUCAAACCAGUGCUGGCUAGUGAGAAUUGUUUAGCCACUGCCCCUCAAAAUACAACGAACAAUCUACCAAACUCUAUCCCUUGAACGCCAGAUUGCCGGCUUGGUUUGAACUUUAAUAAUUAUGUUUUAACGUUUAUGUUUCUUACAUCGCUACUACUUUGUUCCUCAAAUUGUAAUGAGCUUUGCAUUUUUUUUUUAUAAAAGACGCAAUAUAAAUGUGGAAAUUAUUAUCAAGGACCACCGCUACUUUACGGAUUUUUUUUAAAUGACUAUCGAGGUGUACAAUCUCCCUCAGUGAUCAUUCCUCUGAUCGUUUAGGUGAUCUUUCGGAUUUCCAUAAUUUCUUAACGCUUUAAAAUGCAUUGAUCGUUCAGUGGUACUUUCUUUAAAGGUUUGUCUUUUAGUCGUCCUCCAACAAUCUUCACGACAUCUUAAUGGGUUCUUGUAGGUUUGCGUUGAUCUCUCGGAAGCUUCUAAAGAUAUGCCUCAUCUGAUCAGAAGUCUUCUGAUGCCUUGAGAGGCCAUAAGUUUAAUAGAGGAUCAUUCUGUAGGACUACAGAAACUUUGAAUUUUGACCAAGAUCAAGACAGCUCUGGACAGUCAUGAUAGUUCUCUCAGAGGUUUCAAUCAGCCCCAGUGGGAUAGUAAUUGAUCUUUAUUUGAAUGUCUCAUUAAAAUGUGUUUUGUAUUCGCCUGUCAAAGUGGGUAUCUCACACCGAGGAUCCACGAAGCCAAAAGUAAUGUUUGUCUGCAUCAACGUUAAAUUUUGCUCAGUCUAAUCUGACAAACCUUUCUUUUGGUUUCACCGAACAAACAUGGUUGACUUAAUCUACGUGGUUAAAAUGAUUACAGUACAACUGUAAUUAUCUUAUGUUCAAACCAAAAACAUGUUUUAUAAAUAUUCUUGAAUGACAUUCUUGGACGAAUAUACUCUAAAUACAAAUACGAUUUAUUGUUUAGUUAUGUGACAUCACAAGUGGCUUUUUGUAAAUAUAUGAGGUGACUUAGCCUUGGCCAAUAAAUGUCUGAACAC